CCUCUACAUCUCUCACAUGCACACUACGCCCGCCUGAACCUCGAUUUCUAUUUCUAUCUCAUCAUCGACGAGGCCACCGGAAAGAAGAAGCUGAAGGUGAACGCCUGGUUUAGCAGCCGGGUAACAACCGUCGCAAUUCGCACGGCGCUCAGUCACGUCACUAACCUGAUCAACGGCGUCAGGAGGGUUACCGUUACAAGAUGCAUUUCGUGUACACACGCGCCGCCUGUUAAUCCGAACAGCAAUCGAGAUAUACAGAUAAACAGAGGCUCUGUUCCACACGCUCCGUCUGUUCAUCGUUUGUGGGAACUGGAAAUUUUGGAUGCCCAUUUCAGCGUCCUCUCGCAGCGGGUGCCGACGGUCCUGCCUGUCACAUCCGCCAGCACGCACCUCAUCGAGACCUACCCCUCCCUGCAGCCCAAGACCGCCGUCUUCACCCACAACGACGGUCAACCUCCUCCAGGCCACGGCACCAUCCCAAUCUUCUUCCAGGGCGUCACCUACAACAUCCCCGUCAUCAUGUGGCUCAUGGAUUCUUCCCCAGAAGAGAGGGCCAUUCAUAUGCAAGCUGAGGAUGAGGGAUGCGCCACCCCUGUGUGGCGGCUGCGCCAGGUGGUUGAUGCUAUGGCGGUUGAGAUGCAUGCGGGCUUCGCCUCCGAAGGCGGGUCAAAGCUGAAGAUGCUUCUCACCUAUAUCUGCGACCUCCCUACUGGGAACGAAAAGGGGAUUUAUUAUGCUCUAGAUCUCGGCGGUACCGAUUUCCGGGUCUUGCGAGUAAAGUUAGGUGGCCAAAGGUCAACUACCAUAAUUCAUGAUGUCGAACGACAGCCCAUCCCUCAAAUUUGA
This is a messenger RNA of Striga asiatica, 846 nucleotides long. Lineage: Eukaryota; Viridiplantae; Streptophyta; Magnoliopsida; Lamiales; Orobanchaceae. The record is from the annotation of a GenBank genome assembly.